Messenger RNA from Carlito syrichta (Philippine tarsier), 1740 nucleotides. It is a transcript of the gene GIN1, whose product is annotated as gypsy retrotransposon integrase 1. Gene Ontology annotation, biological process: DNA integration. The transcript is spliced from 8 exons. The record is from RefSeq and is a predicted model, not a curated record. Bases 83 to 1651 code for a protein of 522 amino acids. NCBI's taxonomy places the organism in Eukaryota, Metazoa, Chordata, Mammalia, Primates, Tarsiidae. Gene Ontology annotation, molecular function: nucleic acid binding.
AGUUCCGCUUCCGGCAGCACCAGAUAAGUCGCGAGAGGAAGCUUAAGUCCUGUCGUUUGAAUUAGGGCCACUUCGGUUCACAAUGGUCCGUAGUGGAAAAAAUGGUGACCUUCAUCUUAAGCAGAUUGCAUAUUAUAAACGAACUGGUGAAUAUCAUCCAACUACACUGCCAAGUGAGAGAAGUGGCAUAAGAAGAGCAGCAAAAAAAUUUGUCUUCAAAGAAAAAAAGCUGUUUUAUGUUGGAAAAGACAGAAAACAAAAUCGUUUGGUAAUUGUUUCAGAAGAGGAAAAAAAGAAAGUUCUAAGAGAAUGUCAUGAAAAUGACACUGGAGCUCAUCAUGGCAUAUCCAGAACUCUCACUCUAGUGGAAUCCAAUUACUAUUGGACAUCUGUGACCAAUGAUGUCAAACAGUGGGUAUAUGCUUGUCAGCAUUGCCAAGUUGCAAAAAAUACAGUUGUUCUAGCACCUAAACAGCACUUUCUCAAGGUGGACAAUCCAUGGAGUAUAGUUACUGUUGAUCUGAUGGGACCUUUUCAUAUAAGCAACAGAAGUCAUGUGUAUGCUGUAAUCAUAACAGAUUUGUUCACAAAAUGGGUUAUGAUUUUGCCUCUCUGUGAUGUUUCAGCGUCAGAAAUUUCUAAAGCUAUUAUCAAUAUAUUUUUCUUAUAUGGACCUCCUCAGAAAAUAAUAAUGGACCAAAGAGAUGAAUUUAUUCAACAGAUCAAUGUUGAACUGUAUGGAUUGUUUGGCACAAAGCAGAUUGUAAUUUCUCACAGCUCUGGAACUGUUAAUCCAACUGAAAGUACACCUAACACAAUCAAAACGUUUCUUUCCAAGCACUGUGCUGACCACCCAAAUAAUUGGGAUGAUCAUCUAUCGGCUGUUUCAUUUGCCUUCAAUGUAACUCACUUGGAGCCUACUAAAAAUACACCAUAUUUUCAAAUGUUUAAUCGAAAUCCUUGUAUUCCUGAGUCUUCUGAUAGUCUUCAUGAAGUGGAUGGUGAUAAUACAAGUAUGUUUUCCAAAAUUCUAAAUGCAAUUAAAGAAGCUGAUAAAAUAAUGGAAAAUAAGAAAACUUCAGUGGGCCAGAUGAAGAACAACAAUUUGGAUGAACUAAAUAAAAGCAAGAUUAUUGUUAAAAAGAAACCAAAGCAGUUAAAUCCAUUCCAUUUAAAAGUGGGUCAUGAAGUUUUAAGACAAAGGAAAAAUUGGUGGAAGGAUGGUCGUUUCCAAUCUGAAUGGGUUGGUCCUUGCGUCAUUGACUAUAUUACAGAAAGUGGAUGUGCUGUCCUGAGAGACAACACUGGGGCUAGACUUAAAAGACCUAUCAAAAUGUCCCACCUUAAGCCCUAUGUAAGAGAAUCCAGUGAACAAGAAAGUCUUUAUCUACUGCAAGGUUCAGUAGUGACAGAUCAUGACUACAUUGGAUUGCCUGAAAUUCCAGUUGGAGCGUACCAAGCAAAUAUUCUGGUGGAAGAAGCAACUAUUGGUAUAGUCAAUAAUGAAUUACUGACAUCAAGCAAGGAUCGUGAAUUAUUAGAAUAUAGAAAUGCCAAAAUCUCUCCAUUGAUAGAAGAUCAUGGUACUCUUGAAAAGCAGCCUUUCAGUUUGUUGGACUCUUCGAACCAAGUUCUUGAGUAUUUAAGUUAGUAGAUAUCAAAAUAUAUUUAAUGUGUUUAUUUUAAUGUAUAAAUCCUUAAAUCUUGAUACCUUAUUCAUUAAAAAAGGUAUAGAAGAAG